AUGACUCCAACUGCUAAUCAAGAAUUCAUAACUAAUGAAUUAAACCAAUUACAAAAAGAAAUUAUUGGUAAAAAUCCUGUUGAUGUUUUACAAUUUUGUGCUAAUUACUUUAACGCUAAAUUAGAAUUACAAAGAUCUCAAUUAUGGUCUCAACAAAUAAAAGCUAAAGCUGCGGGUAUUAACUUGUUCCCUCAAGUUGAUAACAUUAACGUUAAUGGUACUGGUAAUGGAGUAACGGUUAAUUCAAGACAACCUAGCUUUAAAUCUCCUUUUGGUGAUAAUGAUCCUCAUUCAAUACAGCAUGAAAAUAACUCCAAGAAUGACGGUGAAAAGCAAGAAGAUAAAGCUGGCUUAUUCAAAGGGGGGUUUGGCGUUGGUCAAGAAACCCUCUCAAAACCACUUCAAGAAUUAGAUCCAAAUGAUCCUUCUGCAAAUUCUCAUUCUAACACUUCUACUAAUUCAAAUCCAAACCCAAUACCUGCUAAAAUCCCCGUGGCCUUCAAUGCUAACAGAAGAACUUCUGUUUCCGCUGAGGCUCUUAAUCCUGAUAAAUUUAAAUCGGAUUCUUGGAAACCUCCAACUAACGAUUUAACUGCUUCGCAAAAAUCAGAAUUACAAAAAACUUUAACUUCAAACUUUUUAUUCAAACAAUUAGACGAAAACCUGAAAAAAACCGUUAUUGAUGUUUUAACUCGUAAACAAUUUAAAAAAAAUGAUGAAAUUAUUAAACAAGGUGAUGAAGGUGAUUUUUUCUAUAUUAUUGAAAAUGGUACCGUUGAUUUCUAUGUUAAUGGUACUAAAGUUAAUUCAAGUGGUGAAGGCUCUUCCUUUGGUGAAUUGGCUUUAAUGUAUAAUUCUCCAAGAGCUGCAACCGCUAUUGCUGCUUCAGAUGAUGGGGUAAAUUGUUGGGCUUUGGAUCGCUUAACUUUCCGUCGUAUCUUAUUAGAAGGUACUUUUAAUAAAAGAAUAAUGUAUGAAAAUUUCUUAAAAGAUGUUAAAGUCUUAUCAAGUUUAUCAAGUCAUGAAAGAUCAAAAUUGGCCGAUGCCUUGAGUACUGAAAUUUAUCAUAAAGGUGAUAAAAUUGUUAAAGAAGGUGAACAAGGUGAAAAUUUCUAUUUUAUCGAAAGUGGUACUUGUCAAAUUUCAAAGGAAAAUGCUGGUGUUGUGGCCAAAAUUAGUAAAGGUGAUUAUUUUGGUGAAGUUGCUCUUUUAAAUGAUUUACCAAGACAAGCUACCGUUGAAGCAUUGGAUACCGUCAUUGUUGCUACCUUAGGUAAAUCUGGUUUUUCAAGAUUAUUAGGUCCUGCCGUUGAUGUAUUAAAAUCUCAAGAUCCUACCGCUAUUCCUGAUGCAACCACUGCUGUUAAUUAAUGUAUCAUUUACAAUCAAAUCAUUUUACGCCAGCAUGUGUCGCUGUAUUCAUUUCAAACUAUUUCUCCAUACCUUUUAAUUGGCAAUCGUUCAUACUACUUUUUUUUUUUUAUUAUUAUCUCAUGUCUUUUUAAUUCAAUUUUUACUAAACGUAUGGAUUAUUCCAUCUAUUUGUAUUCUUUUUUUUUUUUUGUAUCUUUCAAUCGAAC
Molecule: messenger RNA, 1580 nt
Organism: Hyphopichia burtonii NRRL Y-1933
Lineage: Eukaryota; Fungi; Ascomycota; Pichiomycetes; Serinales; Debaryomycetaceae
Gene: BCY1
Product: cAMP-dependent protein kinase regulatory subunit
Exons: 1
Coding region: 1-1371 (456 amino acids)
Biological process (GO): regulation of protein phosphorylation
Cellular component (GO): nucleus; cAMP-dependent protein kinase complex
Molecular function (GO): cAMP-dependent protein kinase regulator activity
Source: RefSeq, a predicted model, not a curated record